Nematocida minor is the source of this 1629-nucleotide messenger RNA. RefSeq lists its product as uncharacterized. The record is from RefSeq and is a predicted model, not a curated record. Bases 1 to 1629 code for a protein of 542 amino acids. The transcript has a single exon. NCBI's taxonomy places the organism in Eukaryota, Fungi, Microsporidia.
AUGAAAGAAGUUAAAAUAAAGAUCAACGUGGAGAAAAUAUUCACAGCAUGCCAAGGCAUCAAGUCCACUGAUGAUCUUCUGAAGCACGACACUCCAAAAGACUACACAGAUCUGAUAGACCGUAUAUUCAAAGACAGCAUUGAGAUAGCAAGUAGUGCAGAUGAUAAGAUAGCAAGCAGUGCGAAUGAUGAGAUAGUAACUAAUGCAGAUGAUGAGAUAGAAAACAGUAAGAAUGAUGAGAUAGCAAAUAAUGCAAAUGAUGAGAUAGUAACUAAUGCGGAUGAUAAGAUAGCAAACAGUGUAAGUGAUGCUAGAGAAAAAGAGCCGAUUUUGAAGAUACUUAACAAUAGAGUAAGAGAAUUCUUUGCAUACAAUACAUAUGGAGAAUCUAAAAUACGUGAUUUAUACAAGGCACUGAAGGAUAAAAAACAAGAAGAAGUAAGAAAGCAUUCUAUCAUGAUAAUCAAUGAACUUAUACAGCCAAACACAUUUAUAUACAAUCCUCAGGAUGGAAUACACAUAGAGCCCAGAAGAGAUAAUAUACCUCGAAGCUAUUUGUAUACAGAAGAUGAGCCGCCUGCCCUACAUUCGAGAAUAUGGACUCUGGAGAUGGAUUGCACUGACUCUUCAACCUUAGAAAGCAUAGUGAAGAUCGCCACUGAAAGCUUGGACAGAGAGUUUUUCUACCAUUUUUCAUACUUACUCUUCUCAGAGCACUCAAAGUAUAUCCCGAGAAAUGAGUACAAAGACACAAAUAUUUUAAAAAAAUACUUGCCGCAGAAAAAGAACUACUCCAUAGACAAACUGUACACCCUGCAUGCAGACGAUGGCACACUGCUGGUGGACUACGGGCUAAAGCUCAUGUACAGUAAGUACUACGAGAUUAAAGAGCUGUGUGAGACCGUUAAAAAGAUGGAGGCUAACUCUAGUAGAAAAGAGAUAAUACUUAGAAAAAUUAGCAAAGUACUUGCUGAAGAAGAGCUAAGAAUAGUCACUUCCAUCAUUGACAACAUAUAUGAAAUAAAAAAUGAAAAGUAUACACAGAAGGGCAUGAUUGAUGCAAUAGAGUACAUAGCAGAUAAAAAGGAUAUGCCAAAAGUACUGAAUAUAAACAGUGAUCUAAGCAACUUUAAAAAAGACUAUUUAGAUGAAAAUGGAGUUUUGACAGAGAAAGUGAAUGAAAGAAAAGAUAGUAUAAAUAGAGAAAUAGAAGCAAUAGAAACAGAUCGAAAUAAUAAAAAAGAGACACUUGCUCAGGCUAAGAGAGAGGGAAAGAGCGCAGGAGAGAUUGAAGGACUAGAGCAUUCGAUUGAUGAACUAAACUACAAAAUUUUUUUAUUAAUUUAUAAGACAAGAAAAGAAAAAGAGUACUUUCACAAUAUUGACUUCAAUAUGAAUUUCUAUGACUCCAUGGAGCCAAUCCAAAAAAAGCAUAUCCUCAAAAAGAUGGAAGAAGUAGCGCUAAGAAAGAAAAUAGAGCUAAAAGUAAAAAGGGUCUUCAGAAUAAGACUAAAAACUUUGGCUUAUAUUUCUAUAGUGUCGAUAGUGGCGCUUAUAACACUAGCAAUACUAUUCUCAGGCUAUAUUCUGAACAAUGAAAUGAAAUUUGGCCAAGUAAUCGGUCGCUGA